Lachancea nothofagi CBS 11611 is the source of this 678-nucleotide messenger RNA. The record is from the annotation of a GenBank genome assembly. Lineage: Eukaryota; Fungi; Ascomycota; Saccharomycetes; Saccharomycetales; Saccharomycetaceae.
AUGCCGCCCAAGGGAAGAGCUACAGUGUCCCUGGCUCAAAAGAAGGCAAGCAUUCUACAAUUCUUCCAAGAUGACCACUCUGUUUACAACAUAAAGGAGCUUGAGAAGCUCAUACCUAAGAAGUGCAGUGGCGUCUCGUCUAUGCUGGUCAAAGGUCUUAUUCAAGAGAUGAUAGAUGAGGACGGUAUCAUAUCGGUCGAAAAGUGCGGUAGUACUAACGUUUAUUGGUGUUUCAGAAACCAGAUUAUUAUGAAAACGCAUCAAGAAAUGGAUACGCUGCAUACUCGCAUCGAAAGUGCCAAACAGGAGACUAUACAAGCCAAGAACAUAUUCGAGGAAAAUGUGAAUUUCCUUAGAAAGGAUAGAUUUGACGUGGGCGGACAUCUGGUUUCCCGAGCAGAACAGUUGGGGCUACUAGAAAGUCUCGAGGUGCAACUCAGGACUCUUCGCGCUUCUCGGGAUCAAAAAGCUGAAAAUAGAUGGGACCAAUCCAAAAUUGAGGCGAGGAUCAAGGCGCUCUCGGUACAGAUAGGAAAACUAGAGGCUGUUACAGACAACAUUGAGUUGAUAACGGGCUUCGUGUGUAGGCGUUUUAUGGUUGACCCAAAAAGCUUGAGGACGGAGCUAGGUAUACCCGAGGAGUUCAUGGAAUUUACGAACCUUCCACGUUGCAGUUAG